This is a messenger RNA of Periconia digitata, 964 nucleotides long. Lineage: Eukaryota; Fungi; Ascomycota; Dothideomycetes; Pleosporales; Periconiaceae. The record is from the annotation of a GenBank genome assembly.
AUGCCUCCCAAGAAGUCCACCACCGCUGCUCCCAGCAAGAAGGCCUCCGGUGCCGCCCCUGCCCAUGGCUCCUACAUUGAUAUGAUCAAGGAGGCUAUCCUCAGCCUCAAAGAACGCAAUGGAUCAAGCCGUCAAGCCAUCCAGAAGUAUAUCAAGGCCAACAACAGCGUGGGCAAUAUCACCGACACCAUGUUCAAGAGCCUUGUCAACCGCGCCAUCUCGACUGGUGAAGAGAAGGGUAUCUUCUCGCGUCCCAAGGGUCCCUCUGGAACCGUGAAACUCGCAAAGAAGGAACCGGCUAAGCCUGCCGCAAAGGCCGACUCCAAGGACGCAAAGGCUGAGAAGAAGACUACCGCCACCAAGACCAAGAAGGCUACCACUACCGCCAAGGCACCUGCUGCUAAGAAGGCUACCACCGCGAAGAAGGAGAAGGCACCUGCUGCCAAGAAGGAGAAGACUACCACCACCACCACCAAGAAGGCUGCCGGCAGGCCCAAGGCAAACGCCAGCAAGCCUCGCAAGGAGGCCGAUGCUCCUGCUCCCGCUGUUGAGAAGGAAGAGACCCGUGUCUUGGGCAAGACCAAGUCUGGACGCGUCACCAAGACCAAGGCACCCGCUAAGAAGGCCGCGGCGCCCAAGAAAGCGGCUGCCACCAAGAAGGCUCCGGCGAAGAAGGUCACACCAAAGAAGGCUGCGGCAUAAACGACUCUUCACGACCUUUUUUCCCUGUUCUCUUCUGACUGUGGUCGCGUGUUGCGGCACGCGCAACCGUAUUGAUGAUAUCCCCCAUCUAUGUGUUUAGUUUCUCUGUUCGGCGAUGUGCACGGGUUCGGGUUAAAGGGUGGUGGGGGGGUCACCGGGGUGUUGGUCUUUCUCUCCAUCUCUGUCUGUUUGGGUCUGUAUGGCGUUUCUAUAGGCGCUUCUUCGUUAUUGCGGGCAUUGUUUGCGCUGCUGUUACUGCUCC